GCGGGGAUGGAGCCGAUAGCGGAGCUCCCUCCGGCUCCGCGGUCCUUCGACCAGCUCAUGUCGGGCGGCGAGGAGAACAAGCUAGAGAGCACCCUCGGAGAGCCGCUCCCCCCUCCUGAAGUGCCGCCUCAGACCUUCGCUGCGGGGCUCACCGCGGAGCCGCCCCUGCCCCGGGAUGAGCAGGUGGAGGGAGGGUCGGAGCGCUCCGGCUGUGGCCGUGGGCUGCGAGACAUCAGCCUCCUGUCGGGGUACAUCCACCUGCAGAGGAUGGACCUGUCCUGCAACGAGAUCAGCGAUCUUUCCUGUGUCAGCCACAUGCCUUACCUGGUACAGCUGAAUGCUUCCAACAACCAACUGACCUCCUACUUUCCACUUCCAGCACCCAAAAACCUCAGGGAAGUGGAUUUUUCCCACAAUCAAAUCCCCAAAAUGAAGGAUUUAUCGGAAUACCACUCACUGACCACGCUCCUGCUGGAUUUCAAUGCCAUUGAGGAGAUCCGGGGGCUGGAGGGCUGUCACAGCCUGGCCCAGCUGGGGCUGUCCCACAACCGGCUCCGGGCCAUCGGGGGCCUGCAGCACCUGCCCAUCCGCCUGCUCGACCUGAGCUUUAACCAGAUUGAGAAGGUGGAUGGGCUGAAGAGCUUGAAAAAUCUGCAGAGGGUGGAUCUGUCCAACAAUAAAAUCAACAGUCUGCAAGGCUUGGAGGAGCACGACCUGCUGGAGGAGAUCAACCUGGAGGAGAACCAGGUGGCUGAGCUGAGCGAGCUGAAAUGGAUUGAGGAUCUGCCCCUCCUCAGGGUUUUAAACCUUCUGAAAAACCCUCUACAGGAAGAAGGCGAUUAUUGGCUCUCAGCGAUUUUCAUGUUGCUCCAAGUCACGGAUCUGGAUCUCAAAAAGGUCACGGUGGAAGAAAAGGUGGAUGCUGUGAACGAAGGGGCUCCUCCUCCAGAGGUCCUGGCUGCUGAAGACCACAGGACUCAGCUUCUGCACUACUCUGUGCAGCCCCAGAGCGUCCUGAACAGCACUUUGUCCUCCUGUGACGAGCCCUACCCCAUGCUGGUGCUGCUGGGCCCCGUGGCCGGGGGCAGGAGGCGGCUGUCCCUCAAAAUCUGCAGGGAAUUCAAAGGAUUCCUCAGGUUUGGGCCCUGCCACACCACCAGGAAGGCUUAUUAUGGGGAAGAGAACAAAUUCGAUUAUUUUUUCAUUUCUGAAGAAGAAUUUGACAAAAUGGUGCAAGCAGGGAAAUUCCUGGCAACCUACAAAUACAGCGGGCAGAGCUACGGGCUGGCACGGGACACGCUGGAGUCCAUAGCCAUGGAUGGGCUGGGCACCUGUGCCCACAUGGAAAUCGAGGGCGUCCGUAGCUUGAAGUACACCCACUUCAAACCCAGGUGCGUCCUGCUGGUGCCCAUGGACAAGGUGAAAUACAGGGAGCACCUGAGGAGGACGGGAUUGUUCAGCAGGCCGGAGAUUGAGGAGGCAGUGGGCAGGGUGGACUUGUACCUGCAGGUCAGCCAGGACUGCCCCGGCUUCUUCGAUGCCGUCAUCAACACAGAUGAGAUGGAUGAGGCACUCUCAGAGCUGACUCUCCUCGUCAAGGUCUACAUGGGCAAGGAGCCUCCUGAGGCUCUGGAGAAACUCCCAGGCUUCGGGGGCCUGGCAGGUUCCAGGUCUCUGCUGUUCCCAGAGGAAAAGACGGUUCCAUCCUACGGUGACCUCCUGCACGUUUCCACCCAUAACUACCCCCUGGACCUGCUGGAGAUGCUGACGGCAACGCCGGGCUCCGUGGAAGAAGCCUCUCUGCAGAGACGAUUCUCUGCAGCCAGGAAGGUGCUGCUGGCCCACAGGUAA
This is a messenger RNA of Serinus canaria (Common canary), 1851 nucleotides long. It is a transcript of the gene LRGUK, whose product is annotated as leucine rich repeats and guanylate kinase domain containing. The record is from RefSeq and is a predicted model, not a curated record. The coding region runs from base 7 to 1851 and encodes 614 amino acids. Lineage: Eukaryota; Metazoa; Chordata; Aves; Passeriformes; Fringillidae. Gene Ontology annotation, cellular component: cytosol. Gene Ontology annotation, molecular function: protein binding; GMP kinase activity. The transcript has 16 exons.